AUGGCUUCCGGUGUUCCAGGUGCCGCUAUCUCGAAGCGCAGAAAGUUUGUCGCCGAUGGUGUUUUCUACGCCGAAUUGAACGAGUUCUUCCAACGCGAGUUGGCUGAGGAGGGAUACUCCGGUGUCGAAGUCCGUGUCACCCCAACCGUCACCGACAUCAUCAUCCGCGCAACCCACACCCAAGAAGUUCUCGGAGAGCAAGGACGCCGCAUUCGCGAACUUACCUCCCUCAUCCAAAAGCGCUUCAAGUUCCCCGAGAACAGCGUUUCCCUCUACGCCGCCAAGGUCCAAAACCGUGGUCUCUCCGCCGUCGCACAAUGCGAGUCCCUCAGAUACAAGCUCCUUAACGGUCUUGCCGUCCGCAGAGCAUGUUACGGUGUUCUCAGAUUCAUCAUGGAGUCUGGUGCUAAGGGUUGCGAGGUUGUCGUUUCUGGAAAAUUACGUGCUGCCCGUGCCAAGUCCAUGAAGUUCACUGAUGGUUUCAUGAUCCACUCCGGUCAACCAGCUAAGGACUUCAUUGACCACGCUACCCGUCACGUUCUCCUCAAGCAAGGUGUUCUCGGUAUCAAGGUCAAGAUCAUGAGAGGUACCGACCCAGAAGGAAAGUCUGGCCCAACCAAGGGUCUUCCAGAUUCCGUCACUAUCAUCGAGCCAAAGGAAGAGCAAAGUGUUGUUCAACCUAUGAGCCAGGAUUACGGUGCGAAGGCUGCCGCUGCUCAAGCAGCUGCUGAGGCCGCUCGCUCAUCGGAACAGGCUGGUGAAGAGUCUGCCCCAGUUGCUGCUGAGGAGGAAUAA
Sclerotinia borealis F-4128 is the source of this 795-nucleotide messenger RNA. Lineage: Eukaryota; Fungi; Ascomycota; Leotiomycetes; Helotiales; Sclerotiniaceae. The record is from the annotation of a GenBank genome assembly.